GUGAUGCGGCCCCUGUUAGCAGCACAGGGCCCCUUGCUGCUCCAGCUCUUCCAGCUCUGGGGGCUCUUGGUGUCCCUCCGCCAAGUCCAAGGAACCGGAACAAACGACAAAGAGCCUGCAGACUCCAACAUUCCCUGGGUAGAGGAGUACAUCCAGUGGCUGCAAUUCACGGCUCAAGGCUUUCGCGAUGCAACAAGCCUGGAGUGCUGGUUGGGGGCAAGGACGGCCAACUCCUUAACGGCACUGGUGGGGCCCUGCGUGCCACUGGCACUGCUGGCACUCUGCAUGGUGCCAGAAGUGGUUUCUCAUGGAACCGGUGUCAGCAUGGCUCUGAAGCUGCUCACGCUGCUGUACAUCGGGGGCGCGUCCAACUGCGCAGCACUCAUGCGCUGCCAAAAUGUCGACGGAGGGAGAGAACCACUGGGAGAUUUCGCUUUCCGGGCGGUGCUGCCCGACCUCAAGUGCCAGGACCCUGCCCCACUAGCAGAUGGCAUCGCCUGGAUCUGCGCUUUUUGCUACGGGCUGCUGAUCCCCGGCUUCCUGGCAUACCUGAUGUUCAAACAGCACAUGGCCUUGGCUCCAAGCCGUCGUUUCCUCACUCCGGCAAAGAGCGUCGGAGGCGUCAUUGAGGUUUGGGUCUUGCCCGUUGAGGAGUCCGAAUCCUUGCAGGGGCAGGAUGCGAAUGACGAGAUGAAGACAAGGAGCCUUCUGGCAGCAGCGGUGGCCCAUAUAUGCAUCUGCUUCACCGGCAGUGUGCGGGUGGAGCUGCGUGACGAACGUCUGAUCCUGAAGUCGGGGCAAGAAAAACAUGAGCCAGAACGUCUGGACUUGGAUGCUAGCAGUCUCGUUUGGAAGGCCUUGCAGAGCAAGAGCGAUGCAGAUCUUCGGCGCUGCCAGGCUCUUGCGAGGAUGCUGAUGGAGCGGUACGUACUCGAAGAUGUCGCAAGCUCCGACCGAGUUGUGGCAGGUGCAAAGGAGCUCUUCGUGAAAUAUGCGGCGUGUCAAAACGUCUGGUUCGAGAUAGCCAUGAGGAUCGUCGCAGUGGCCUUGGUUGCCGUUAUUGGGAGUGAGAACGGCCUGGAGUUCGUCCUGGGAUUCACGUUGUGCACUGCAAUUGCUGUUGGCACCUUCCGACCCUUCAGGCAGCACCAGGUGAACGAUCUGCAGUGCGUCUGCUUCUUGUGUCUGGCCAUAGCUGCAACCGGCUUCUCAAAAGGCUGGUUGUUGACGCCCCGCAUAGCCCUGGGGGUGCCUUGCGUCGUGGCAUUCAUCCAGGCAUUCUGGCCAGAUGGUCGCGAAGCGCUAGCUGUGCGCCUCUUCAAGGAUGCAGAGACACGGUGGUCGGCACUACAGCGGGGCGAAACUGUGGAGUUCUCGUUGCAGAGCAUCACACUCCUGUGA
This is a messenger RNA of Symbiodinium pilosum, 1401 nucleotides long. The record is from the annotation of a GenBank genome assembly. Lineage: Eukaryota; Dinophyceae; Suessiales; Symbiodiniaceae.